This is a messenger RNA of Paramecium sonneborni, 417 nucleotides long. NCBI's taxonomy places the organism in Eukaryota, Ciliophora, Oligohymenophorea, Peniculida, Parameciidae. The record is from the annotation of a GenBank genome assembly.
AUGAGUAAGACUAUUAGAUCUAAAAAUAUUGCACCUAGUAUUGAGUUCUGCAAUGAAAUUGUCAAUAAUUAAAAACUUCUUAAAGCUAAACAAAAAACUCUCUCAAAAUUAAAAGCAGAGUUAGGAAAUAUGAAUAUGAUUAUGCCCAUGACAAAUUAAAAAAUUGUACAAAGAAAAAUUGAAAGUAAUGCAUUCAUACAUUUAUUCUCCUUAGAUCUAAAAACUCAAUUAGAAAAAUAAUCAGAAAAUAAAUUAGGUCAAACCAAAUAUCCAAAUCUAACGAAUUAAAAUUUCUAAAAAUAAUCUCCCUUAGUAAGAUUAGAAAAUCUACAAUAAAUAAGAAUAAAAAGUGCAAAUAGAACAACUUAUGAAGGGGAUGCUAUAAACGUUAAACAUCUUUAAAAUUCUAAAUAUUGA